This is a messenger RNA of Cricetulus griseus (Chinese hamster), 4792 nucleotides long. The record is from RefSeq and is a predicted model, not a curated record. Lineage: Eukaryota; Metazoa; Chordata; Mammalia; Rodentia; Cricetidae.
GAGAAAGAGCGGGGACGGUGCGCUUGGAGACUGGUGACACCUCUGACCUCCACUCCGAUCACAUCUAAAGCUCAAAACCCUGUAUAUGCACUCCCGCUGGGUGCAGCGGGGAUCUCCACACUCAUUCGGAACUAUCACUCACGCCCGACGCUAAGCGGCGCGUGCCUACGCAAGCAGUGGGCGGAGCGUCUCCAAGACGAGUUCGCAUGGCAACCCUCGGAACCCCUGCCCACUGGACUACACCGUUGCAGCCACUGUCUUCUGAAUGGACUACACCAUUGCAGCCACUGUCUGCUGAAAACCCAUUCGGGCUCCUGAAAUUGCAGCUGGGCGGGUGGCUCCAAGAGAGAGAGCCGCCCUUGCGUGCAGGAAGCCCUGGGUUCAACUCCUGCAUCAAGAGAAACCGAAAUUCCUCAGGAGAGAAGGUGCGGCUGCGCAGUACAACCCCGGGAGAGCGCAUGGUCGGCCCCGCGCCUGGGCUCACUCCCGCCACUAUGAGCCAGGGCACCGCGGAUCUAGCCUCGGAGACGGGAGAUGACAGUCUGUCUGCAAUUACCUUUGAUUCUGACUUUGAGACGAAAACAAAAAGAAAAGGUUUCCACAAACCUCCUUCCACAUCACCAAAGUCACCUUACUACUCCAAGCCCAAAAAAGUGACAUCAUGGCGGUCUCUGAAGACAGCAGGGAGCAUGCCUCUGAGCAGCAGAAUAUCCUUGACCCCACAGAAGCUGUGGCUGGGAACCUCGAAGCACGGAAGUAUGACCCAACCCCUGAGCUCCAUGGUUACCUCAGAGCACGCGUGGAUCCACCCCCCCAGCUGCACUCCUGACCACCUGACAGAAGCUGUGAGAGCAAAGAGGGCAGACCCCAGGCGUUCUGGCAACCAUGGUCACAUCUCUGGGAAUUCUGUCUACAGAGAGAAAGAGGACAUGUAUGAUGAGAUCAUCGAGUUGAAGAAGUCCUUACAUAUGCAGAAAAGUGAUGUGGAUCUGAUGAGAACAAAGCUCCGACGCUUGGAAGAGGAGAACAACAGAAAGGACCGGCAGAUAGAACAGCUUUUGGAUCCAGGUCGAGGCCCAGACUUUGUGCGAACCCUGGCUGAGAAAAGGCCUGACACUGGUUGGGUCAUCACCGGGCUCAAGCAAAGGAUCUUCAAGCUGGAGCAACAGUGCAAGGAAAAGGACAACACUAUCAACAAACUUCAGACGGACAUGAAGACCACUAACCUGGAGGAGAUGCGCAUCGCCAUGGAGACAUACUAUGAAGAGAUCCAUCGUCUGCAGACCCUCCUGGCGAGUACUGACGCCUCAGGAAAGAAGCCCAUAAUGGAGAAGAAGCUGGGUGUGAAAAGGCAAAAGAAGAUGAGCAGCGCCCUGCUGAACUUGACCCGGAGCGUGCAGGAGCUGACAGAGGAGAACCAGAGCCUGAAGGAGGACCUGGACCGCAUGCUGAGCAAUUCCCCCACUGUCUCCAAAAUAAAGGGUUAUGUAGACUGGAGCAAGCCCCGGCUGCUGAGACGCAUCGCAGAGUUGGAAAAGAAAGUGAGUUCCGCAGAAAGCCCAAAGCCAUCUGCUUCAGAGCUGGUCAAGCCGAAUCCCCUGGUCAGCUCCUCCUCCAACAUCUCGGUGCAAAAGCAGCCGAAAGGGGACCAGCCCAAAGAGGACCUGCCUAAAGAGGAUUCAUCUGAGGACCAGGAGCAUCUCCGAGGAGCCCUGAAGGUCCUGAAAGGGGAGCGAAGCGUACUGCAGGCACAGCUGCUGGAGAAAGAUGAGGAGAUGAAUAAGCUGCUGCAGGCCAAGAUGGACUUGGAGAAGGAGCUGGAGAUGGCCAGAGAAGGCGAGAAGGAGAGACAGGAGCAGGAGCGGGCUUUGAGAGAGAAAAUUGAAGCACUCACCAGCAAGUGUCAAGAACUGGAAGAAGCUAAGAGACAAGAGAGAGACUUGACUGUAGCAGUCACCCAGGAGGCCCCCCCAGAGCUCCAUGCACCAUCACCCUGCAGCGAUCACUCCAAGCCAGACUCUGACAAUGAGCCCAGUGAGCACAACAGUGACAGCCAGGAGGCUGAAUCCCAGCCACCCACCCCGUGCUCCGAAGAGAGGAGGGAUGCUGCCAUCAGAAUUCUGCAGGCCCAGUGGAAGGCCCACAGACACAAGAAAAGAAAAGCUGCUUUGGAUGAGGCAGCAACUGUGCUCCAGGCGGCCUUCAGAGGACACCUAGCUCGUUCGAGGCUGUUACGAAGCAAAGCCCCAGCCUCCAGGUCUCCCAGCCUGCUGGACCUUCCCAGCAUUCCCACCGAGCUGCAGAGGUCUCCCACCCCCCGAGUCCCAAGCCCCAUCUCCCCGCCUGAAGACAGCCCAGAACAAGAGGAGGCCAUCACUGUCAUCCAGUCCAUCCUCCGGGGAUACCUGGCCCAGGCCAGGUUCAUUGCCAACUGCUGCAGAGGGAUCGCAGCAUCUCAGAAGGGAGCUGUCUCAGCCAUGCCUUCAGAAUCCACCUCCCCACCCUCCCUAGCAGCUUCUCCUGGAGCAAUAAGAGUGGGGCUCUCUCCCAAGGAGGAGCUGAGAGAGACCGCUGCAAUUGAACCUGCCCCCUCUCGACCCUCUGUCCCCAACUCCCCCCAGAGUGGCCAUUGGGACUCUCCACCCCCUUGUGACCUAGAGGCUGUGCCUCAGUCCAGUGUGAAGGAUGUGAUAUGCUUGGAUGUGUGUGACGAAAGGAGCAGCAGUGCCGCAAGUACUCAGCCAUCCCUGGUGGCGUCUUCUCCAGGACUGCCGCCCAUGUCACCACCCCCAGUAGAGGAUGUCUGCUCUGAUGAUUCGGAUGACAUUAUCUUUUCACCAUUUCUGCCCAGGAAGAAAAGCCCCUCCCCAUUCUAGGACCCCAGUCAUUGCCUCCGGGUGAGGUGGCUGUGGGGACAGGUUAGAGGACUCACUAACUGAAUUUGAGACGAUGACCUAUCUUGCUAGGGAAAGAGCCCUGCCUCGGGAACACCUCAGCCAUCGGUUUUCUUAUGUGUUGUGCCUGUGCCUUUGAGGGAUCCUGGUGGCUCUAUACUGCUCACUGGGGAGGGCGGGCGGCCGCCUGCCACUUCCAUCUCUGGUUGCAUCUCAUGUAUUUCCAGUGCCCACAGAUAUGUGUACUCCAAGUCAGGGCAGCAGGGAGUCCUGCAGAGAUGAGAACUCUUGCAAAGUCUACCACCUGCCCUUGACCUUGGCACUGUCAGCUGCCAUUGAGAUACAGCCUUCCUCAUCCUUUGCUGCCCAGUGCCUUACAGGUCACACAACUAAGUCUCCAGGCCCCACAGCAGAAUGCAGUCAUAUCAAAGCCAACAAUAAGCUAUGGACAUCAGGGUCCCCAACCAAGCCCCUGUCCCAUGGGCUCCUUGUUCCCCUUUCUGUUAUCCCCCAUCACCUCCAUCCCUCCUGGGAGAAUGAACUCUUGGAAGAGCACCAGGCAGUGAGUGGCACAGCAGCUAUUGAGAGGCAGCAAGAGGACAGAUCCACAGGUCACCCAGAGUCAAGGCGGAGACCAGGGCCAGGAGGCAGCCCACCAUCCCAGAGGAGAUAAGUCUCAGGGAAGAACAAAUUCCAAUGUAGACCUAGGGACAGCCCUGUCAGCUGGGUAUGCUGAAGUAUCUGCAGGCCACCAAUGCCACCUGGCCCACUCAGCAGCCAGUAGCUUGAGAUGUUGUUUGUCCCUGGUUUGUGAACUUAGCCGCUGUCAGUGGGUGAGAAUGAGGGGCUUUGGACUUAGACAGGAUUUUAGGGGUAUCCAGGCUCCAUGUACCCCAGGUCUGCUGCCAGGGUGCCUGUGGGACUGGCUACCAGCAGUAUCCAUAAAUCAUUGGGGAUGGGACUUCCUGGCUCCAUGGGACUGGCUUUUGUCUUAGGAGAGACCUAAUGCUGGAAGGUUCCUGCUUAGACUAGACUAGUAGGGACAUCAAGAGACUUGCUCUUAGGGACCAUUUAAUCCUAGUCAUCCUCCACAGCAUGCACACAGCAGACUGGGCAUGAGAACCUCAGGAUGGGAACUAGGCUUGACAGCCAGAGGCCAGGAAGAGGGAGCCCAACUUUGUCCACCUGCCCAGGGGAGGUAUAAGUAAAUGCCCCUAAUACUAUGAUGGGACCAGGCACAGCUGCCUAGCCCUUUUCUCCACCAGGGGGCAAAAAACAACUCAGCCAGGACCCUGCUGGCUCAGUUUUGGUUUUUUUUUUUUUUAUUAUUUUUUUUUGUUUUGUUUUUGUUUUUAUACACUUGGCCUGUGGGCUGUCUGCCAAGUUAGUUUUCUUCCCCUUGAACUGAUGGUAAUUUUACCAAAUGACAGCCGACUGGAACCCUCUGUAGAUGUAUCUGCCUCCCUACCACAACUUGGGUGUGUUCCUUGUGAUUAAUGCCACCACUUGAAGAACUUGAGGCCCAAGAAGGUGGCUGUGGGUGGCUCUCAGUGCCAGGGGUCCGUAUAUGGCCACUCUGUCCCCUCUUAUUUAACACUAGCCAUUUGUGCAUUGAGUGUUCUGAGAGUGAACAGUCAGGAGUUCUAGGUUGGUGAGGCAUUUGGGGUGGGUGUGUUCACCUUGGCUGCCCCGACCUCAGGAAAGGGAGCAGGGCCUGUACAUCUGAGGCUGACCUGUGCACCCAGCCUGGCCAGUGAGCAGUGAGGUCAAAAUGGGCCCCUGCACUUGAGUUUUCUGAGAACAAGCCCCUGAAAACAGAAGAGCUAUAUACCACCUGACCUUUGGUGCAGCCGCUAAUCUAUUAAAGGUAAACCUGUCUUGAAGCUACCUCAGUGAAA